Molecule: messenger RNA, 771 nt
Organism: Triticum aestivum (bread wheat)
Lineage: Eukaryota; Viridiplantae; Streptophyta; Magnoliopsida; Poales; Poaceae
Product: ubiquitin
Exons: 4
Coding region: 141-539 (132 amino acids)
Biological process (GO): translation
Cellular component (GO): ribosome
Molecular function (GO): structural constituent of ribosome; protein binding
Source: RefSeq, a predicted model, not a curated record
CACCCUCCCCUCCCCACCGCCGCCUCCAGAGUUCAGAGUGCAGACCACCCACCACUGUCUCCCUCCCCCCUUCAGUUCCGUAGAGCUCGCGAAGGAGGAAGCAGGAACAGGCGAAGCGGCGGGAGAGGAGGACCGACGAGAUGCAGAUCUUCGUGAAGACGCUGACGGGGAAGACCAUCACCCUCGAGGUCGAGAGCAGCGACACCAUCGACGCCGUCAAGGCCAAGAUCCAGGACAAGGAAGGCAUCCCUCCGGACCAGCAGCGCCUCAUCUUCGCGGGGAAGCAGCUGGACGACGGCCGCACCCUGGCCGACUACAACAUUCAGAAGGAGUCCACGAUCCACCUCGUGCUUCGCCUCCGCGGGGGCGGCUGCAUGAUCGAGCCCAACCUCAAGGCCCUCGCUCAGAAGUACAACCAGGGCAAGCUCAUCUGCCGCAAGUGCUAUUCACGCCUGCCUCCCAAGGCCAAGAGUUGCCGCAAGAAGAAGUGUGGCCACAGCAACCAGCUGCGGUCAAAGAAGAAGUGUAGGUACUGCUGAAGUGCCAUGAAUCGGCUGACUGCUUGUUUAAGCUUGCCAGAACUGUCAGAGUUUUAAGUAUCUUGAUGUAAUGUUCCUGCUGGAUGUUGAGCGCUGUCUCUUUUGAAAACUUGGUCUAGGGUUCCGGUGCAUGCUCAAGAUAUGAUUGUAGUAUGACAGCUUAGCGCUUUUGGUUGGAGGGAGCAUUUAUCUAAUUUAUCUAUGUGCUGUUCUUGUUGUUUUCGAUCUUGAA